Molecule: messenger RNA, 1088 nt
Organism: Diuraphis noxia (Russian wheat aphid)
Lineage: Eukaryota; Metazoa; Arthropoda; Insecta; Hemiptera; Aphididae
Biological process (GO): N-terminal peptidyl-methionine acetylation
Cellular component (GO): NatC complex
Molecular function (GO): protein-N-terminal amino-acid acetyltransferase activity
Source: RefSeq, a predicted model, not a curated record
GUUCGUGGUCGUGGUGUAUAAAUUCGUUGUCCUAUGAAUGUGAACAUUGUGAACUAUGAGUCUAAAAUUAGUAAAAUCUAAAUUUGAUAUUAUUUCGACAUGCAUUACGUUUCGGAUCGAAGAGUAAUAUGUUACAAUAACCAUUAAUGCCGGGAUUAAACGGUAACCUAAAUGGCAGACGUACAACUUCAAUCCCACGAGCUAGACACAAAAGACGAUGACAAUAAGACUGUCGUUCUGUCAGACGUCGUCAACCGUGUAAACGAACCAAUCGUUUACACUGACACCGACCUGAUUUCGGAUGUGAAUCUUCUAUCGAUAUCCGAAAAUAACGUCUAUAGCGGCGAUGUAGCGCAAAACGAUUUGCCCUGUUUGAAUUCUAUAUCGUCGUCGACUUCCUCAUCGUCGUCUAGUCAAUGUAAGCCGUCGUGUUCGUCUAGUGAUGUAAAUAAUAGCCACCUUGCCGAAGGUUUACAACAAAUUAACGGUGUCAAAUAUGUUUGCUAUAAAAACGAGCAACAAAUGAAAGAUAUUAUGCGGUUAAUACAAAAAGACCUAUCUGAACCGUAUUCAAUUUACACUUACCGUUAUUUCAUACACAAUUGGCCUAAACUGUGUUUUCUUGCUGUAGACGUAGACAAAAGCGUCGGAGCAAUUGUAUGUAAGUUAGACGCACACAGAAAAGUUAAAAGAGGUUAUAUUGCAAUGUUGGCAGUGGAUGAAAAUUAUCGAAAACAGCAUAUCGGUUCCAACUUAGUAUUGAAUGCUAUUGAAGCUAUGGUGAAUGAUGGAGCUGAUGAGGUUGUGCUUGAAACAGAAAUCACCAAUAAGCCAGCAUUACAAUUGUAUGAAAACUUAGGCUUUGUUCGAGAUAAACGCUUAUUUUGCUACUAUUUGAACGGUGUGGAUGCCUUACGUUUAAAAUUAUGGCUCAGAUAAGUUGCAGUGGUACAUUUAAAUUAUUAAAACGUUAUGCGGCAAAUAAAUAUACACAGUAAAUCUUCUUUUAUACUGUGCAUAACACUAUGUGUAGAUUUAGUUCAUUUGAUGCAUAUAUAUUCAUAUAUAUAAUAAUUAUGGUGUUUAUU